ACAAACACUAUUAAUUUUGUUUUUCGAGCAGGCACAUGUAAGCAGAAGUGCUUCGGUAUAGAAGUAGUUUUUCUCCGCAAAUAUUCAAGAUGAUAAGACAGCGUCUAUGUGAGGACGUAACCGAGGCACGCUCAGCAGAUGUUUCUGGGUGACCGUUCCUGGUUAAUGGUCCUCUAAUUUUCUUCAUCUCGCAAGCACUCCCGAAAUCUCGAAAAAGAUUUCUAAUAGAAUAAAGACAAUCGCUGCGAAGACCACAUCAUGGCGAACGCGUCCAGGAGAAAUGCCAAUACGGUUAUCAAAGCCAGGAGGAUGAGGAAUUAGCCCAAACAUUGCAUGAUAUGCUGGUGUUGCCUACUGAGUCAUCUGCGCGGAGACCUCACAAUUGUAAAUUCGCCGUAGAAAAGGCUUAUCCUGAUGGUAUUUCGCUGGCUGAUCCGGUGUGGGAGAUGCGCGACCCAACCCCAGAUAUUCAUGCAUUGUUCAGAAAGUUCGAUGCGGACUACUUUUGGAAUACUCUCUGGAAGGUGAAAGUGAAGUGGACCAACAGACUGAUGCGAUAUGCUGGGGUUUUUGGGAGACGAGAAUGCUUGAUAGCGCUCAGUUUACCACUACUGAAGUUCCGUCCGCGCAAAGAUCUCGUUGCUACUCUGCUGCACGAGAUGAUUCAUGCUUACCUUUUCGUAACAAACAACCAGGAUAAUGACGACUGGCACGGUUACAAUUUCCGCGAGCAGAUGUUUCGCGUUAACAAGUUAUCGGGUGCUAACAUUACGGUCAGCCACCGUUACCUUCUUGAAAUGGAAUACUUCCGUCAGCAUAUAUGGCGCUGCAAUGGUCCUUGCCAGUUCUGCAAGCCGCAUUUCGGGUAUUUCCGGCGUACACGUAAUCAGCCGCCUGGCCCGGCUGACUACUGGUGGGUCUCUCACGCUAAAAUCUGCAACGGACUGUUCAUCGAAAUCAAAGAACCCCAAAUGUGUACCAGCAGAAAACGAAAAACUCCAGAUGUCGAUGAAUACAACGAGUACGGCGAACAAUGUGGAAUUUUUGGACCUCCACCAGGUGUAGGAUUACCACCGGUCGGUGUCUCAGCCUGUAAACCAACACAGUUUGGCCUGUCGGUCAAUGGAACUCCAUCUUCCGGCUUCCCGGGUUAUGGACAACCACCAUCGGCUGGUAGGAUGAAUGCAACACCGACGGGUGCUCCUAAAUAUGGGCCCAACCCUAAGCAGCCGGUAUACGGACCGUUUUCGGGGGCUGCUCCUUCUUAUAGACCUACAACGUCUGGCGUGCCGGUCAACGGGUCCUCACCAAGGGCUGUUUCUGGUAAUGGGCCAUCAUUGAACGGCCGGCCAGGAUGUAGACCCCAAUCGUUCGGCUGGCCAAGCCGGCCGGGUUAUCGACCCAAACCGGCGGCUGUUUUUCGUUAUGGACCACCAUCGUCCGCUCAGCCGGGAUACAGACCACCGCCUUCCGGCCUGCCGGGAUAUGGACCCCCAUCGUCGUCGAGUUUGGUGUACGGGUCAACCCCGUCAGGGUCCAGACCGACCAACCGGCCGGUUUACACACCACAAUUUUCGGAUGUUCCGCGAUCUGGACCACCCCCGCGAGCUGUUCGUGUUUAUGGGGCCACCGUCCGCGUGACCAUUUUGUUGGCCACCGCCUUCGGUUGCCCCGGUUUAUGAAACUGCAGUCUCUGGUAUGUCGGAAUAAGGACACCCUCCGCCGUGUGGCAUGGCGAUACAUUCCCAAUCACCACAGAGUGUUCCGCAGCAAGUGCUGACUUU
Molecule: messenger RNA, 1784 nt
Organism: Paramacrobiotus metropolitanus
Lineage: Eukaryota; Metazoa; Tardigrada; Eutardigrada; Parachela; Macrobiotidae
Exons: 6
Coding region: 339-1682 (447 amino acids)
Biological process (GO): DNA damage response
Cellular component (GO): nucleus
Molecular function (GO): metalloendopeptidase activity; polyubiquitin modification-dependent protein binding; single-stranded DNA binding
Source: RefSeq, a predicted model, not a curated record